Messenger RNA from Blastomyces dermatitidis ER-3, 675 nucleotides. RefSeq lists its product as uncharacterized. Bases 1 to 675 code for a protein of 224 amino acids. Gene Ontology annotation, cellular component: outer membrane. The transcript is spliced from 3 exons. NCBI's taxonomy places the organism in Eukaryota, Fungi, Ascomycota, Eurotiomycetes, Onygenales, Ajellomycetaceae. The record is from RefSeq and is a predicted model, not a curated record.
AUGUCGAACUAUUACCCAGGCGGAGGCCCCCCUCCGGACCAGUACAACGCCCCUCCCCAUGGCGGCCAGCCAGGAUACUAUGGGCAACCACCACCACAACAAGCACAAGGAGACUAUCCUCCUCAGGGUUAUCCUCCCGCUGGCUAUCCUCCCGCAGACCAGUACCCACAGGCACCGUAUGGGCAGCAACCCCCGCCGCAGCAAGGAUACUAUCCACCCCCGCAACAGCACCAAGCUCCCCAAUAUGGUUCCCCAUCUCCCGCACCGCCCGGGCAGGGCUAUGAUUCCCGCGGCGGCCAAACCUACGGCACAUACCCCCCUCAGCCACCCGGCGGAGAGAGCACUUCUUACUACGGAAACCAACCUCCACCGGCAUACAGCGGACCCGGCGGUCCUGGAGGACCCGCGGACGGUGAGAAGGGACUCGGCUCUACCCUAUUAGGUGGUGCUGCUGGCGGAUUCGUCGGUCAUAAGAUGCAGGGCGGCAUGUUGGGGACGCUCGGUGGUGCUGUUGUGGGUGCGGUUGGCGCAAAUGCUGCGUCGCAUGCGGUUAAGAAACAUAAGAAGAAGGAUAAACAUGGGAAGAAAAAGAAGGAUAAGAAGGAUAAGAAGUAUAAGAAGAAGAAGGGCGGGAGCUCGAGCUCUUCGAGUAGCAGCAGCAGUGAUAGUGAUUAG